Halichondria panicea is the source of this 3204-nucleotide messenger RNA. RefSeq names its product two pore channel protein 1-like. The transcript has 25 exons. Gene Ontology annotation, biological process: monoatomic ion transport; transmembrane transport. Gene Ontology annotation, cellular component: lysosomal membrane; endosome membrane. Lineage: Eukaryota; Metazoa; Porifera; Demospongiae; Suberitida; Halichondriidae. The record is from RefSeq and is a predicted model, not a curated record. The coding region runs from base 158 to 3046 and encodes 962 amino acids. Gene Ontology annotation, molecular function: voltage-gated channel activity; monoatomic ion channel activity.
UAGCAACUAGUACUUUACAGUGAGAUGACCUCUUCUUGCUGGCAUGCAGCUGUCAGGCAAUGAAUAGACUAGACGGCCCAAACAAACAAUUGCAAGCUAGCUAGCUAGCCUAGACGGCCCAAACAAACAAUUGCAAGCUAGCUAGCUGGGCCGAGCCAUGGCUAUGCCAAGAUUCCUAUACAGUGUCACCGCCUCCAUGCUGAAAGCACCACUACUGAAUGAGAACACAAGUGAUGAUGAAUUAGAGCUGGCAUUAUCAGCAGAUCAAAACCCACCCUCUGAAGAUCAUAGUGACAGAUUCGACCAAGAGGUCGUACUGAGCCCCAUAGAAAUUGAAAAGACGAAAUCAGAUAUUUACACAUCUGCUCGAUUAGCUGCGGCUGGAAUUCCCGAUCCUAUUAACGAAGAAGAUGGUCCUAACGAAUAUUAUGAUCCUAUCGAAGAUGACGAUGAACAGCUGUUAGGUGUGUCUAGUCGUGGGCACGCUGUGAACGCCCCAGAGGGAGGACACGGGGCCUACAAAGAGAUUUCAUACAAUUAUCAAAUGAGGUCUUCCCCUCGUCCCUCCAGUACAGUGUCUGUUGGUGAUGAUGCUAUUCUGUACAAGAAUGACAGGACUAGAACUAAGCACGAGGAUGCAGCCCUGUACGUGAGAGAAGGUGAAGACAACGACAAACUCUACCAGCACCCCCGGGGGAAAUGGUCCAAGCGUGCGUACCAGGUCCUCCACAGCACAGUGUACCAUGUGUUCAACCUCUGUGUGUGUACUCUACUACUGUUCCUAGCACUCAUGGAGCACCCCUAUCUAGGGGAAGAGGCUAACCUGCCGGAGAGCACCCUCGUUACCGUCAUUGUGGUACACGCUCUGCUGGAGAUCUUCCUGCUGUCCCUCCUCUGGCUGGACAUGGUGCUCAGGUUCCUCUGGUUCAGACCAAAAAACUUCUUCACUCACAAGAGAACUUUGCUCAUUCUUGUUGUGCUGGUGGUGAUGAGUGUGGAGGCCGUAGUAGUGUUGGCACGACAACAAAAUCACAUUCGGAUCACACGAGCACUGAGACCAAUCUUUCUAGUUGACACUUACCUCAUGCACGGAGUCCGAAGAGUCCUGCGCCAGAUAUUCCUAUGUAUUCGACCCAUCUUGGAUGUGAUAGUUCUCCUCAUUCUAUCUCUAGUGCUCUUCUCCCUACUAGGCUAUCUCAUCUUUGCUGAGCUGGACAUUACGUACUUUGAGAGCUUCAAGAGAACUCUGGUCAGCUUCUUCAUCGCCUCAACCACUGCAAACUAUCCGGAUAUCUGGUUAGAGGCAUACAUUCGACAACCAGCCUCCGCUCUGUUCUUCAUCCUCUACAUUAUCGUCAUGGUCUACUUCAUCUCCAAUGUGCUGUUAGCUGUCGUGUACAGUAGCUUCAGUGAAGCUGACAAGAAUAAAUUCAAGAAGCUGUUCUUGCACAAAAGGGAUGCUCUUCGUCAUGCCUACAAUGUCCUGGCCACCUCCCUGGAUGGUAUCAAGUUCCAUGACUUCCUACUCUUCAUGCACAAGUACAGACCUCGUAUACCCGAGUGGCAGGUCAUGUGUAUAUUCAAGGUCCUGCACAGUGGCCGCCGUAUCUCUACCAGCAGUGAUGAUGACGACGAGGGAGUCAAGGAUCUCAGCCUGGAGCAGUUCUAUGGGUUCUACGAGGUCUUCAACCUCAAGUGGAAGCGGGUAUCCUCGGAGGGGGAGGAGCUGACAUGGUUUCAACACUCUCGUCCUUCCAUUAAAAUCCCUGCAAAAAUUGUGCACAAGAUUGUCAAGAGCAAUCUAUUCAACUUUGUCAUCAAUAUGUUAUUGGUAGCUAACCUCAUCUUUCUGGUUUCCUACACUUACUUCAUUGACAAGACAGACGUUAGCAAUCGUUUCUUCAUUCUCAACAACGUGGUGGCUGUCUCUCUCGUCUUUGUUUGCAUUUAUGUUCUGGAGAUUUGCCUGAGGAUAUUUGGACUGGGCCUGUACAACUACUUCAGAAAACCACAAAACAUAUUGGACACUCUGGUCAUCUUCACAAGCUUUGUGCUACUGAUCUUAGAGGCUGUUAGCCCCGCCCACUCUGCACUAGCCGUCUUCCGUCCUGUAAAAUUUAUUCGUCUUCUUCGUCUGAAACGUCGUUACCGUGACAUCAUCAACACCCUCUACGUGCUUAGCAGACGACUUAUUAGUGUCGGACUUCUUCUACUCGUCGUUUAUUACGCUUUUGCCAUAAUUGGAAUGGAAUUUUUAAGUGACACAGUUUUUGAAGGUUGCUGCAACGAGAGCAUGUACGGCGUGGGCGAGUAUUAUAGCGGAAUGAACGAGACCAACUCAAACUUCACGAUCAACGUUUACUACAUCCUCAACUUUAACAAUGUUCUCAGGAGCUAUGUGACUCUGUUUGUGCUCAUGGUGAUCAACAACUGGUUCAUUAUCAUGGAGGGCUUUGCCUCCACCUCCCCCAAUGGUUGGCUGGUACGGAUCUACUUCAUGAGUUUCUACGUCAUCACUCUGAUGGUGCUACAAGUGAUCAUCUCGUUCAUUGUUGAGGCCUUUGUGUUCAAGAUCCAGGCCAAGGAGAGAAGACGACGCUGCCACAAGCACCCUGACCAGUACUGUGAAUGUCACAAAGAAAACGAAGGCAAGAAAGUGGCCAAUAUCAAGCUGAUCAAGGCGGACAUUGACAAGCUACGCUAUGAGAUGACAUACAGUGAUCAGACUGAAGGUGUGACCUCCCUCAACAAGUGGAUCAGACAUCGGAGGAGAGUGAACCUGGACAGUCUAACGGAUACCCAGAGCUUAUUCGGGGGACUCGGGAUCUACUUGGCCUACACUGGACGCAGAUUGAGGACUAAGGAUGACAUACAUCUGCUCAUGUACAGGAGCGAACUAGUGCACUGGAUCCAGGAGAAGGACCAGGAGAUGGACCGUGAGGCAGGGAAGCUGGAGGAGGUAAAGAAAGGAAAGGCUUCCUGGAGGAAAAGCUGUGGGGUGGCAUGGAAGUACCUCAAAAGUGGCCUGCUCUAUAUCGUGGAAUAAAAGACAAUUAACCAUUUGCUUGUAUAUAAUUAUGUACAUGUAUAUGUAAUGUUUGUUUCUGGUAAUAAUAUUUAUAUUUGUAUACAGUGUAUAUGGUUUUUAUUGCAAUUUUUUGUGCUUUGUUAUGUUAUGAUGAUUACAAUGUGUACACAAAAGAC